CUUCCGGAACCUUUCUUACUUGAUGUGUAGUGUUCUAAACAAAUAUGCAUUGACUUCCUGUCCAUAUACACAAUAUAUAUCAAAAUAAAGUUGAGGUGGCCUGACCUAGUAAUUUUGCAGAAAUUAUAAUGGCUGGAUUUGGCAAACUCGAGGGCAAAGUUGCUCUUAUCACUGGUGCAAGUUCUGGAAUAGGACAAGGAACUGCGAUAUUGUUUGCAAAACUUGGCGCGAAACUUGCAAUCACAGGUAGAAAUGAGGAAAACUUGCAGAAAACAGCUAAUGAAUGUGAAAAACAAUGUGUGCUGAAGCCACUGAUGAUAGUAGCAGAUCUUGCAAAGGAAAGUGAAAUACAAAAGGUUAUAGACGAUACCAUCAAAGGCUACGGAAAUAUUGAUAUUUUAGUUAAUAAUGCAGGUAUUGGUAUGAUGGGAGGGAUAGAAACAUUGACCCCUCAACAGUAUGACGAAGUGAUGAAUAUAAAUACAAGAUCGAUUUUUCUUCUAACAAAGCAAGCUAUUCCACAUAUGAAUCAGAAUGGCAGUAUUAUUAACGUAUCUACUAAUGUUACGAUUGGUCCGGUUCCUUCGUUAUUAGCAUACGGCAUGUCUAAAUGUGCAUUAGAUUAUUUGACAAAAAAUGUAGCAGUGGAACUUGCACCGAGGAAGAUCAGAGUCAAUAGUGUAAACCCAGGUGUAAUCGUAACAGAAAACCAUCGACGAAUGGGAAUGGAUGAAGAUACCUAUCAAAAUCAAGUACUUGGUCGUUGUCAUAGUAUAAAUGCCUUAGGAAGACCAGGACAAGUCACUGAAGUGGCAGAUCUAAUAGCUUUCUUGGCUUCAGAUAAUGCAUCUUUUAUUACCGGAGCCAUCAUACCUAUUGAUGGUGGAGCAAAUAUUAUUACAGCGUCAUAACAUUUGGGAAUAUCCUUUUGUUCAGUUUUCAAGCUAUACCGUAUGCAGGCUUUUGUCAUAUGUGUGUGAUGCGGAAUAUCAUAUGACUAAAAAAGAACAAUAACUUCUAGACAUUUUGCAACUAAUUAUUAAUCCAUUCCACUAUGCUGGCAGUGUUGAGUCAGAAAAUUAUAUAAACUGUAGAAUUGAACCUCUGUAUAGACAAUUAAUAUUUAAAUCACACAAUAAGAGAUAUGAAAUACUUU
Mytilus trossulus (common blue mussel) is the source of this 1156-nucleotide messenger RNA. RefSeq lists its product as uncharacterized. The transcript is spliced from 9 exons. The coding region runs from base 129 to 911 and encodes 260 amino acids. NCBI's taxonomy places the organism in Eukaryota, Metazoa, Mollusca, Bivalvia, Mytilida, Mytilidae. The record is from RefSeq and is a predicted model, not a curated record.